CAUUUGGACGUCGCCAGGUCGAGUGGUAUUUCGUUUUCCCGCAGUGUGUCUCGCACAGUCAGUACAGCCCUUCUGCCAGCUCCUAUCCAAAGGUUUUGUGCGUGUGUGUGUUUCGUGUAGCCGAGUUGUCUAGCUUGUAUGUGUGAUUGUUACGUUGGCGUAUGUUGGAGUGAUUGUUUGCUGUGAACAGUGGCGUUUCAGAAAAAAAGAAACGUAUAAAACAAAAGGAAAACAUCUCCGGUUCGACACUAGACGGCAAAUAAGUUUGAACAGCAUAAAGAAAGCGGUCACUGAGAUAUCUUUCAAAACCCUACAAAUACGAUCUUUUGCUGCCUCGGACCUGCCUCUCAAAGUUUGGGUUUCAACUACGCCUGCUAGCGUUGAAAGAGCGAUCCGCUUGAAAUACUAAAGCGAACGGAAAUGUCGGCCCCAGAUGGUCUUGCACCAGGAGCGGGAGCGGGUGGAGAGCCGGGAGCAGAUGGAAUCGUUGGGGGACCAAGGACGCCCCAACAGAUCGCAGCUCAGAAGCGGCUGCAGCAAACGCAGGCACAGGUCGAUGAGGUUGUAGAUAUCAUGAAGACGAACGUCGAGAAGGUGUUGGAGCGUGAUCAGAAACUUUCGGAACUGGAUGAUCGAGCCGACGCUCUGCAGCAGGGUGCCUCGCAGUUCGAACAGCAGGCUGGUAAAUUGAAGAGGAAAUUCUGGCUACAGAAUCUAAAAAUGAUGAUAAUAAUGGGCGUCAUUGGGCUUGUCAUACUUGCAAUUAUUGUAGCGAAAUUCAUGCCUGCAGACCAACCGCAGCAACCCAUGAUGAUGAUGGGAGGGCAACCGAUGCAGCAGAUACCGAUGCAGCAAAUGCCGGCGGCACAACCGGCUCAACCCGCCGCUCCGGCGGCCUUGGUUCAGGACGUAUCGUCGCUGCUGACCGGUGGUUCGCAAUUAGUCAAGAACUAAGUCAUCAACAGGAGUACUAGAGAGUGAGAGUGAAGGGGCGAAGAGGACGGAUAUCGUCAAUUCCACUAUCUGACUACCGCCGGUGGUGAUGCUAGCGACGAAUCCUCGUGUUCCUUCCUCUCUGGCCAUAAACAUCCGUAAGUCGUCGUCGUCAAUAGUAUGAAUCGCAAAGGAAGGCAUGGGUAUUAACCGACGAGUAGAUCGAGUUAGACGAAAGAUAGGUGCAAUCAAAUGGUAGCUCUAAUUUGCGCAAUUUGGGAAUGGAAUGGUAAUGGAAUGUGUACUCAGUGAAUGUUUACCAACAAUUUCCGUUGAUCGAUUUUGGAAAGAUGAAGGAACCGGAAGUGAUAGUAUGAACGCACACUCAUUCUAAUUUUUGGAAUCAGAAUUUCCAUUUGAAAACGAAAAGAAAGAAAUAGAACAUCUACACUUCCGUUCGAGGGAAUUUUUGCAUGUCGAGAAGAGCAAGGGAAGCAUGUCGUUUAAUGGUAAAACAGAAAGAAGAGAAAAUUCACAAAAUGUUAAAAUUCAAAAUUUUAGUAGAACUGCAACCAUAGCGCAGAGAUGGAAAAAGUGAGAAGAGAUAGAGGUAGAGAUAGACGCAGAGGGUUAAAGCAUUUACCUGUUCCAUGAUUCAUCAUAUUAUUAUUGUUGCGCCGUUCGAUUUGAUAGGAAAAUGUACUAUGGGGUAUUGAACGACUAGCUCGUCGUUCUGCCUUAGCCAGGGCCAUCUUGUUUUCUGAAGCCCUCGUGCGCCCUUAAUCAAGCGUUUAACCUUUGCACUGAGGGUUGUGUCUAGUUCCAUCUCUACCAACAAGCAACGAACAAUGCAGGAGAGACCGUUAAUGUCAGUUAAACAAAACAACAAAAAUUACAUUGCAACAAUAAACAGAAUUAUUCCAACGGAAGUCAACCAACUAGCUACUCAUGAGGGGACGCACCACGAAUUGACAGCUCUGCGGUAACCCCUUUAUGUGAAUCUCGGCUUCCACGGCAUCCGUGUUGUUAUAUGGAGAAUAUGGAGAAAUAUGGAGCUUCGUGAGUGAAAGAACAUGAGUUAGUUCGUGAUAUUGCGUUAUUCGUUGUAUCGAUUUUCGUUAGCAAAUCCAUCGAAAUGGUAAGAGUCAAAUGAGUUGUAGCUUGGUCGUAACGCUGUUUUUGCCAUUAGAAAAAAGGGGAGAGGUGGAGGGAGAGCGAAUUGUGCUGUGGCUCCCGAAGCAUGAAAGAAGCAGCAGCAACAGCAAGACCGACAGGAAACGAAAAAACAACCGAUCAAAUAUCAUAAAUUCCAGAAAAAAUAUUGGAAAUUGAGAGCAUUAUUUCUAAUACAUACUUCAGAAAAAACAAGCCAGAAGAAAAAAAGAAAGAAAACAAAACGAUAUUUUGAAGACAUAAGAAUGAAACCAAUAAAUUGUUAGUUAAAAUAAAUUGCAAAUAUGAUAAAUACAAAACUAUCCAAGCAACACAACAACAAGAAGAGAACAACAUAACAUACAAAAAAGACGGCAUACAAAUAUCAAUCAACUCAACGAUGUGAAAAUAGUAAAUUAGCUUGCAUGUUUAAUUAUAUUCCUUUCGGGUUAGCGCUAAAAAACCGAGAGAGAAAAUGAAUACAAAAGAGUGGCAGACAAAAGGGGAAAAGAAUGAAAGGCCCUCCUAUACUGUCAGCGAUUAGUAGUUAUUUUGAAUGGUUCCAUCAAAUGGAAACAUUGUAAAGGUCGUAACAAAUUGAGGAGAUAGUUCAUCCUUAGCUACCACUCACUUGCAGGAGCACCAGCAUAAGUCAUACGAUACAUACGCCAAAUGCGCACGUUCACUUACAGAUAUACACACAUACAUCGUACGUAUAUCCACUCGUAGCCACACAUACACAUCAUCGGCAUAAUUUGGCCAUUUGAAAAAGAAAGAGAAUACAUUUCCGAGAACAUCAAACUUAAAUUGGACUACAGAAUAGAGAAAAUAUCGUAAAACACUCGAAAGCAUGGUGAAUGUAACGAAAACCAGGUACAUAAUGAUUACAAUUGAUACGCAACUGGUAAUAUAACGCAUCUGUUGGUUUAGUCAUGAAGAACAGAGGGAGAGAACAGAAACGGAUUAUGAAAGAACUGGAACAACAGAGGCAAAACAAAAGAGAGAGCUGAAAUGUUCUUUCACAUACACCCUUAAGAAUAUCAUUUCUAUUUCACAUUCCAAAACAUUCCCAAAUCGUAUGAAAACAAAGCGAUGCCUAAUAUGCUCACACCAAUCUUAUCCCCUUUUUCCACCCAAUACUUAGGAAAUAUUGUUUAUUUUUACCUUUUGUCACUCGAAUAAACAGCUAUAAAAACAAAGACGGACGAAGUGCAGAAAAACAAACGAGACCAUGGCAAGACUAGAGGAGCGAAAAGUAAAUUAAACACGGAUGUCAACAAAGCAAAACGUAAAAAAAAGAAUCUUAACAGCAGCUAGACAAAACGAAACAAAAGACAACUAAGUUAGAGAAAAAACUCACACACAUAUAUAUACAUUGAUCAAGCGAGCGGGGGUGUGAAAAAAAUCAUAAAAAUCCAGAAAAAUGGUAAAACUAAUAAAACAAAUGGGAAAAUAUAUAAAUAAACUAUAUAUAUACAUAUAUAUUAGCUUUGAAAAUUGUAAAAAACAUACGACAGAAAGUACUAAGAAACAUCACUGCAACAACAAACACAUGUACGUGCUUCAUUGUUAUCUAUACUUACGCGGUACGACGACUAACGUGUCCGAGCCGAGAGAAAGAAGGAGUUACGAUUGUUCAGUCCGCAAGCUUGCCAGAGAGCAAGUCAGUUAUAUUACCAGGAUAACGCCAAACGCAGCCGGUCAACCAGAUGGAGCUUGGACGAAGCCAGUAGUGCGCAAGCUUUUAAAAAAGGCUUGUGGUUAAAGUUGAAAUGAUCGAGGCAGGCAUUGCUGAUAGAAAAGGGACACCUGAAGGGAGUGAGGGACAAAUGCAAAGUAAACACAACGCGUGUUUCCGACGCGGUGAGAAUAGCGCGAAUAAGAUACAGAACGAAGAGGAUUAACGAUGAGAGUAUAGAUAAUAAUGAACAGAGAAUAUAUAAUUAAAGAUUAAUAAAGACAAUUAACUAGUGUAU
Molecule: messenger RNA, 4061 nt
Organism: Anopheles nili
Lineage: Eukaryota; Metazoa; Arthropoda; Insecta; Diptera; Culicidae
Product: vesicle-associated membrane protein 2
Exons: 6
Coding region: 421-954 (177 amino acids)
Biological process (GO): vesicle-mediated transport; vesicle fusion
Cellular component (GO): plasma membrane; SNARE complex
Molecular function (GO): SNAP receptor activity; syntaxin binding
Source: RefSeq, a predicted model, not a curated record